This is a messenger RNA of Priceomyces carsonii, 669 nucleotides long. RefSeq lists its product as uncharacterized. NCBI's taxonomy places the organism in Eukaryota, Fungi, Ascomycota, Pichiomycetes, Serinales, Debaryomycetaceae. The transcript has a single exon. Bases 1 to 669 code for a protein of 222 amino acids. The record is from RefSeq and is a predicted model, not a curated record.
AUGGCACUAAGUGAAGUGAAGGUCCUGAAGAGGAAGAUUAACGAAUUGGAGGACAUAACAAAUAAUGAUAUAUAUCGUACCAAGAAGAUGAAAAUGAAGGAAAUGUACUAUGAUGGUAAACAGCCUCAGCAACAGAGGUCACCGUCGCCGUCAGAAAUUUCGUCCUCUAGUCCUCCUAAAUCCCGUUCAAAGUCAGUAUCGUUUGAUUUAUCUAACAACACUCAAUAUGAAAAUUCGCCUCUUUUGACACCGAAGGAAGAGGAUGAUUUCGAUGGUGACAUAUUGAAUAAUGAGGAAAGCAGUAUCGAACUGGUGGAGAAUGAAAAAGCUAUAGAUGUUGCCAAGAAUCCCGACUAUGUUGCUCUAUCAUCGACACUUCGUCUUUUGAAGAAUAGCAAGCACAAUAUACUUGAGGAUAUAAGCAAAUUAUCGGAUCUCUUGAAAGAGCAUUCCCAAAAAUCUAGCAAAGAUGAGUUAGUUGAUUUUGUUUUUAAAUUAAUGAGUAAUGACUUGAAUUUACCUAAACCCCACAAAAUCAUAAAGUCGCCCCUAAUCGAGUGGACAAAAUAUCAUGGUGGUUUAGUAAACGUAAAUAGGGGCUUGGUCCAGGCGCUGGAGAUUGAUGAGUCCCUUUUCAAAACUUUGAACGUAUUUUGUUCAAAAACAUGA